Molecule: messenger RNA, 6985 nt
Organism: Python bivittatus (Burmese python)
Lineage: Eukaryota; Metazoa; Chordata; Lepidosauria; Squamata; Pythonidae
Gene: ESPL1
Product: extra spindle pole bodies like 1, separase
Biological process (GO): meiotic chromosome separation; proteolysis
Cellular component (GO): nucleus; cytoplasm; mitotic spindle
Molecular function (GO): cysteine-type endopeptidase activity
Source: RefSeq, a predicted model, not a curated record
GCGUUAGAGAGCGUGCGGCGGGCUGCGAGGGAAGACCUGGUGGCGGGCAUGCAAAAUGAAGUUCCUUAAAAAUGUGGAUUUUGUGGCACAGACUAGUACUCUGGAAGAAACUCUGACUUUGUCGUCACUGCUGAAGGAAUACCUCAUAUGUGGAGCUAAAAAUGCAGACUGUCCAAAUGAAGCUUCCAAGCAAACCACAGCAUGUGAUCGGAUCCUUCGGGCUUGCAUCUACAGGUUUGGAGAAGGCUUGGACUGCCCUGCUCACUUAAAAAGCCUCCAGGCCCUAGCCGAUAUGGCUUAUCAUGGCUACGUGUCUGCAAGACUUCAAUACGUUCCUCUCUAUUUGGAAAGGCUACUCUACCACUUGCUGCGGGGAGUGGCUGCUAAAGGCCGAUCUGAUAUCUGCCUGAGGUUUGCUGACCUCCUCUAUGCUGAUCUGUCGAAACACCAGCCUCCCCAGGUGCCUGCUGAUGACUAUACCUCUAUCGCUAAAAGUGCGUUUAGUGUGCUGUGGAAGAGCACAGAUGCCAUUGCCAAAAUGGAAAAAACGCCUGCUGAAUUUAAGCUUGCACUCUCCACCCAGCUACAAGCAGCGCGGUUUUUAGUGCUCCUGGAGCAUAAUGCCCCUAUCCUCUUGCUCCACGAGCCUCCAUUCUUUACCUCCUUAGUGGCCCGGCAUGCUUCGGCUGCUGCUGUUUCUUUUGAGGCCCAGUGCAGCCCUCUGAGUAAGGAAGAAGCCUGUUUUCUCAGUGAGCAGCUUUUUAACCACUUGGUAGCAGCCGUUUUGGAAAAGAAUGGUGUACCUUUGCCCUUCCAGGACUGCCUCUGCAUCUUUGAGCUUAUGGUGGUAAGGGUGCGCUACCUCUGCAAAACUGGCUGCUUCAGACAGAGUAAAGAAGUUCUUCAGCAGUCUAAGGGCUUCUUGAGAAAGUCCACCAAUGAGUCCCAUGGCUUAAGACUCACUUUAGACAUUCUCUCUGCUAGUGUUGAAGUGAAUAAAGUACUGUUAGUUGCCGAGAGUCCUGUAGGUCCUUUCUUCAACCAAGCAGCAGAAGCUCUAAACUCUUAUGCAGGAGCUCAAGAACCCCUCCUUAAAGUGUUAGCUGAAAGUGGUCAGUUGCUUGUAACCCCUUUGUAUGAGCAUGCAAGGAAGGAUAAACAGAAGUUCUUUGAUUUGGAAGAUAUUCUGGAGGUUUCUACGUUCAUGGAAAGCUAUUUCAGACUGCUCUGCAAGCUGCUGGAUAUGGUUCCAUCAGACAACGUGAAACAGCAACAAGUUCUGAUGAAGCUACUAUAUCAUUACUUCCAGUUAUACACAACUGUGGUAUAUGAUUCUUUUCAGAUGCUGCCGGGGUUGGAUUUUUGUGGGCUGCCACAAUUACUGGCAUCUUUUCAAAGGAUUGUUACCUGGAUGCUGGAAAUGCUGGAAGAUCUCCCUAAGAAUGAACAGGCUGAAUAUCUGGAUCUCUCAGCAUAUUGCGUAUCCCGGUUGGCCUACAGAUUUUACUCUCAUAAGAUGUAUGUAGAAUCUAACUCCAUAAUGGGGCAAUUCUGUGGAUGGCUAGUCAAAAAGGCCAAAUGUACAGACUUGCCCACAGAAAAGCUACACAACUGUUUUAAGCUGCAAGUAGAAAACUACAGGAAGCUCGGCUUACUAGAGGAGGGUCUUCAGACUGUAGUCCUCUGGCUGGCUUCUCAUCACAGCAAGAUCCCAGAACAGAUGGUGGAGCCUGUCUGCUCCUGGGUCAAAGUCAAGAUGGAUGCCAAUAAAAAUGGGGCUGAUGAUUUGAGAUUGAAGACUCUGAAAGAAGGUCUUGAAGAGUAUAACUUAGAGGAGAAGGUCCUUGUGAAAGUGCUGUUGGAGGAACUGAAGGCAUACAAAGCUGUGCGAGUUGACACUGGCCAAGAGCGCUUCAAUGUGAUCUGUGACCUCCUAGACAUAUGUUCAGAAGGCAGCCAUUGGGUCCAUGAAAGAGCUUUUAUCCUGGUGGAAUUGGCGCAGGUGCUAUGUUAUCAUGAUUAUAGCGAGCAGACAGAAUGUUCUGCUCUGGACUCUAUAAACGAAGCCCUGCAGUUGUUAGAAUAUGUGCCAAAGACUCCACAGAAUGAGGAACAGCUACAGGAUGAUAAGGCCCAGGCUUUACUCUGGCUUUAUAUCUGCACAGUUGAGGACAAAAUGCAUGAGAGUAUCAAGCAAGAGCAGAGGACCAGAAACACCCAAGGACAAAAAGACGCAGAAGUUCUUGAGGGCUUUGAAACCAAUGAUCUCAGUUAUGAGGAUAAAUCCCAUGAUGACAAGUUCCUGUAUCUUGGCAUCGCAUUUAAUCUAUCUGCAGAUUCUGUGCAAUCCAGAUGUUUGGAUGAUGCCUUUGCCUUGUGGAAACAGCUCCUGUCAAAAGGCAGGAUCCCGGCUCUGCGGAGCAUAGAGCAGACAGCAGCUUCCCUGCAUAUCAUGGCAGCUUUAUACAGAAUGAUGGGAAAGCCGCUAAAGGCUAUAGAGAGCUUCUUCCUAAUCACAGCUCUUUCUGGUGCACUUAAAGAUUCUCUUGGGAAAACCAGUGCCUUGUGCCAAAUUGCUAAGCUCCUUCUCCAGCUGGAGUGUCCCAGUUAUGCUGAGACUGUUUUAAGGGAAGCUGAAUUAUGCCUGAAAAAUGUGGAUGAAAAUAAUAGCUCCUACUUGCUGAUGAAUCAAACAUUGGCUGUGCUCCAUAGCAAGCUAUAUUUAGCAAAUUGCAAGACUGAAGAAGGCCUCAACCUGUUGGUAGAAAUCCUUCAAAAUCCAGCUCUGCAAAGGUCCUCUAAGGUCUGGUAUCUGCUGCGAGCCAGUGCUCUCCAGCUAACUGCUGCUUAUCUUGUCCUGCCUUCCUCCACAUUCCCACUGGCACUCAGGCAAAAGCUCUCUGCUCGAGGAUGGAAGACACCUGAAAUGGCUCUAAGUGAUGCACACCGAUUGUACCGUAGCAUCCUCUUGAACUUCUCACUCAUUUCCAGUGAUGCAUCGACAAAAGAGUCUCUUGAGAAUCAAUUUAUAGAUCAUGGUGACAACCUGGUGCAGAAGUGGCAGGUGCUGGCUGACAUGUUUGUUUGUUCGGAGCAUUUUGUGUCACUCCUUAGCAAGAUUGAGACUGUAAGUGAAGCCAAAGCUUUCUGCCUGGAAACGCUCAAAAUUUCCAUGAAGGUGCAAUCAAUUCGAUGGUGUGCUCGCUUUCUGGUUCUGAAGAGUGAACUGGAGCUACAGCGCAGCAAUCUGGAUCUGUAUGGCUCAGAUCUUGAACAGGUUCUCUUUCUUCUUGAAUCAGGCACAGUGUUUGAAACCAAAGAAGGAAAAGGAGAAGUGAGAAUCAAGCCCAAGAAAGGAGGCCCUAAGGGCAAGAAGUCCCAAAGCCUGUGCUUGGAGCCUUCUGAGGAAGAGCAGUCUUUCUUGAGAGAAGCCUGCCUUGAAUUCAUUGACACAGUCCCUGGACAGAAGACUCUAACUACUUCACCAGUACUGAGGCCAAAGUUGAAGAAACAGCCCAGCUUCUUGAGCCACUCAGAUAUGUGCUGCUGUUUGCUGUGUUCUGAUGUGGUCCUCUCCACCAUCUGCCUCCGCUGGCUGGUCAUCUCUGCAGAUGGAGAGCUGACAUUUGGGAACAGAGUGGAAGGGUUGCAUCUCCUUGAGGCCAUUCUGCAACGGUGCACCACUGUGGCUCAGCGCAUCUCCCACAUGGUAGCAUGUGUAUCUCAGUGGGAAAACAAGAAAGUUAUUGCUCCAUGUCAGUCAACAGUUGGGCUCCUUGAUGGCCUGAUGGCCCAUAUCUACGUGCUUCUGACAAAACAAAGCAUGAAUAGCAGUAGGCCAGGAAAGAAACUCUGGCAGCUUCUGGAGAAGGGUUUGACCUUUCUUUCCUCCAAGGGGCCUCAACUGCUUGAACUUGAAUACCGCAGGGCCCAGCUACUACUUGCCAGAGCUGUGGCUGUGAUUUCUGUUCUCACCUCCAGACAAGACAAUUGCACAGAAAAUAUGCUGUCUAGUACCUGGUCCUGGAAAUCCCCAUUGCCUCUCAUUGGAGACCAAGAAAUCAAGCCAGGAACAACAGUAGAAGAGACCUUCAAUACAGUUCAUGCACUGUCCCUGACAAGCAAAACAAAGAAGCAGCCAGGACCUGCCUCAAAACUGAAGUCUAAGAGACUAAGGACCAAACCACACCCUGCAAUCAACCCAAAUGACCCCUUUGCCCUGGCUGACUCAGAUUCGGACACUCCUCCCAUUGUUCUUAGGCCCCCUGUUGAAUCCUUCUGUACCCCAGCACAAAAAUCCCUUCCAGUCUCCAAGACAAGCCUGUUCUUAACUGCCAAGUCCACCAUCACCCACAAGGCUCCAUUUGUGGUUUUUGAGGAAUCCUCUCCGAAACUGAACACUGAACUUCCAAAGGCUCCCAAAGUAACCAGGAGAAUGAAAUCCCGGAUUAAGAUUCCCUUCAGCGAUGACAGUGACAUUGAAGGACUUCCAGAAACAAUGCCAGAAUCCCAGUUCUGUGUUGAUAAAGAACCAAUGACUGCUACUCGCAGGACAGGGCAGAGGACAGCAACUAGUAAAAAACCAUCUAAGCUGAGCCUUGCUAAAAUGGAGAGGUGCAGUGCUAGCUCUUCACAGGAGUGCUCCAAAAUGGCAAAGCCCCAGCUUGGGAGGCCAAGCACUAGGAGAGGCGCUAGACAAGGAAAACAAGACAUCCAGAAAGUUUCUAACAAGAAGAGAAUUCAGAGAGCCCAAGAAGAUCAAGGAGAAGGAGAAGAAGAGAAAGAGAUUCUAAGGACAAACGAGAGUUCAGAAGACAAUAUUGAAGUCUUGAGAGGUUCUGAUGAGGAAAAAGCUAUUAAAGGAAGUCGAAGGCAACCGAGCACAGAAGAAGAUCAAGAGGUCCUCCGGAGAGAUGUUAGCACUGUCUUACAAGGAGCAUUUUCAGCUACAGAGAAGAAAGCUUUGGAGGAUCCCUUCAACCUGCAUGCACUUGCCUCCUCACUGGAUGCACCUGCUGACAUCUUGUCCAUGGACUCAGUCUAUGACUCCCUGCAAGCUGCUUUCCAGUCAAUUGCCCAUUAUCCUCUGGGUGCCCUCUACAGCCAUCUCUGUCAACUCAUGGCACUGUGUAUUGGGAACCGGGACCCCAUUGCUACUGCCUAUCUGGUUUCUGAGUCAGUCUCUAUCACUCUUCGUCAUCAGAAGAUGACCAUGAUUCACAAGAAACUCAACAAAAUGAAAAAAACAUCAGUGGCCAGUACUUCCAAGCAAUUGGAGGCACUUACCCUGCAAGAAGGAAAAACAGAUUCUCGGCUUCAGCACCUCUUUGAACUUCAGAACCUCUUUGAAUUCAGUUGCCCCAACUCAACAGGGUUGGAAACUAAGACAUUCAGAGAAGCACUGCAACAAAUCCCCCCUGGGGUCACAGUGUGCAUAAUGACUCUGGUGAGCAUCCAGCCAGGGGCUGUUGGAGACAUCCUCUUGUUGACAAGGUUAGAGAAAGGCGCCACCCCUGUGAACAUCCAGAUACAGACCCUGCAUGCCAAAGUAUCCUUAAGUGCAGUUCUAAGUGAACUCGAAGCCAUCCUGCAAAAACAAAAAGAGAUCUCAAAUUUCACAGAGAAGGAAGACUGGUGGACUGGUCGGAUUGCACUGGACAAAAGAAUGAUGGCUUUGGUGGAUUCUCUGGAGACACAUGUGCUGAGCUGCUGGAAGAGCGCACUACUACCAGCCUGUGUGAAUGACAGCUUGGUGGAGGAAGCCUCCCAUCUUCUAACACAUCUCAGGGAAUGUGGUUGUGAAGAGGUAGAUCUAGCAUUGCUCAAGGUCAUACUGACUGGAUCCCAUCUAUUAACUCCACAACAUGUGGAGCACUUGGUACGGGGGCUUCAUCCAGCAAAACCUGAGAGAGCCCUGAGCCUUCUACAGGAGACAGUGGACAAACUGAAAUCAUAUACUGCCCAGGCAUCAAGUGGCCACCUGGUCCUUGUGCUGGAUAAACACCUCCAGAAGCUUCCCUGGGAAAACAUACCAUGCUUAAGAAAUCAGUCAGUAACCCGGUUACCAUCUCUGCACUUUCUGCUUAGCUACUCACUUACAAAAAAGUAUCAGGAAGAGACUAUCCUCAACCAUGGUGUCAAUAACAGCAGCACCUUCUAUGUUCUGAACCCACACAAAAACCUUCCUGGCACAGAGAAGAUGUUCAAAGAAUGGUUUCAAAGUGAGCCUGGAUGGACAGGAGUGGUGGGACAGGUUCCCAGUACAGACCAAGUACCAUUGGCCCUUGAAGAACGUGAUCUCUAUAUCUAUGCUGGUCACGGUGCAGGUGCACGCUUUGUGGAUUCCAUCUUAAAAAUGGAUUGCAAGGCUGUGGCUCUUCUUUUUGGCUGCAGCAGUGCUGCUCUAGCAGUACAGGGCAACCUGGAGGGAACUGGUGCUAUCCUCAAGUUCAUCAUGGCAGGAUGUCCCCUAGUGCUGGGUAAUCUCUGGGAUGUGACAGAUCGAGAUAUUGAUCGCUACAUGCAGGCGCUUCUGAACAACUGGCUCAAGGCAGGGUCUGGAGCCCCUUUGCUGCAGUAUGUCAUUGAAUCCCGUCAGGCUCCCAGGCUCAGAUACAUGAUUGGAGCUGCUCCCAUUGCAUAUGGCUUACCAGUAUUCCUGAAGUAGAAAACUUAACAAAAGCAUGGGAUCUGGCUUACCACGGGAAAAAAUUGAAGGGGGUUGAAUGAAUGUAUUCUUAAGUUUUGAACUGCCUUAAGUAUAAACUGCCUUUAACUGCAUUUAAGGGGAAAGGAUAAACAUUUGACCUAUGCAUGUAUGUUUGGUCACCGUCUGCCAUGCCUUUUUAUUGUAGAAGGCCUACAUCGCCCUUAUAGAGGAAUCUACGUAAGCUGCUAUCUUUUGGGAUAUGUAUCACAUUUGUACAGAGUAAAUUUACAACAAUUAUUGUAAGUUAUUCUUAAAUCUAUUUGUAUUUUAAUGUUU